Molecule: messenger RNA, 2993 nt
Organism: Teleopsis dalmanni
Lineage: Eukaryota; Metazoa; Arthropoda; Insecta; Diptera; Diopsidae
Gene: eEF2
Product: eukaryotic translation elongation factor 2
Exons: 6
Coding region: 83-2617 (844 amino acids)
Biological process (GO): translational elongation
Cellular component (GO): cytosol; ribonucleoprotein complex
Molecular function (GO): GTP binding; ribosome binding; translation elongation factor activity
Source: RefSeq, a predicted model, not a curated record
ACAUCGUUCUUUUUUGUCAAAUACGCCACAGCAGGCGCGUAGUCUUUUUAAAGUUGGUCAAGAAAAUCGUUAAACAUCGAAAAUGGUCAACUUCACUGUCGAUGAGAUCCGUGGCUUGAUGGACAAGAAACGGAAUAUCCGUAAUAUGUCCGUCAUUGCUCAUGUCGAUCAUGGUAAAUCUACUUUAACCGAUUCUUUGGUAUCAAAAGCUGGUAUUAUUGCUGGAGCCAAAGCAGGUGAAACUCGUUUCACUGAUACACGUAAAGAUGAGCAGGAGCGUUGCAUUACUAUUAAAUCAACCGCUAUUUCCAUGUACUUCGAAGUUGAGGACAAAGAUUUGGUUUUCAUUACAACCCCUGAUCAACGUGAGAAAGAUUGCAAAGGUUUCUUGAUAAACUUGAUUGACUCACCUGGACACGUCGAUUUCUCGUCUGAGGUAACAGCAGCUUUGCGUGUAACUGACGGUGCCUUGGUUGUUGUCGAUUGUGUGUCUGGUGUAUGUGUACAAACUGAGACUGUAUUGCGCCAAGCAAUUGCUGAACGUAUCAAGCCAAUUCUGUUCAUGAACAAAAUGGAUCGCGCAUUGCUCGAACUCCAACUGGACGCUGAAGAACUUUAUCAAACGUUUCAACGUAUUGUAGAAAACGUGAACGUUAUUAUUGCAACAUACAACGACGAUGGCGGUCCAAUGGGCGAAGUGAGGGUAGAUCCCUCUAAAGGUUCUGUUGGCUUCGGCUCAGGUCUACACGGUUGGGCGUUCACACUCAAACAAUUCUCUGAAAUGUACUCUGAAAAGUUUAAAAUCGAUGUGGUGAAACUAAUGAACAGGUUGUGGGGCGAAAACUUCUUCAAUGCUAAAACUAAGAAAUGGCAAAAACAGAAAGAAGCAGAUAACAAACGUUCUUUCUGCAUGUAUAUUUUGGAUCCAAUUUAUAAAGUUUUUGAUGCUAUAAUGAAUUACAAAAAGGAAGAAGUUCCAACUUUAUUGGAAAAGAUUGGUGUUGCAUUAAAACACGAAGAUAAGGACAAAGAUGGUAAAGCACUUCUUAAAGUAGUCAUGCGUACCUGGUUGCCCGCUGGUGAAGCUUUACUUCAAAUGAUAGCCAUUCAUUUGCCUUCACCUGUUGUAGCCCAAAAGUAUCGUAUGGAAAUGUUGUACGAAGGACCUCAUGAUGAUGAAGCCGCAGUUGCUGUUAAAAAUUGUGAUCCAGACGGUCCUCUCAUGAUGUACAUUUCAAAAAUGGUACCGACAUCUGAUAAAGGUCGUUUUUAUGCUUUCGGUCGUGUUUUCUCUGGUAAAGUUGCUACAGGACAGAAGUGCCGUAUUAUGGGACCAAACUAUGUUCCCGGAAAGAAAGAAGAUCUUUAUGAAAAAGCUAUUCAGCGUACUAUUUUGAUGAUGGGUCGCUAUGUUGAGGCUAUUGAAGAUGUACCUUCUGGUAAUAUUUGCGGUCUUGUUGGUGUAGAUCAAUUCUUGGUGAAAACAGGUACCAUUACCACAUUCAAGGAUGCACAUAACAUGAAGGUGAUGAAGUUCUCUGUAUCUCCUGUUGUGCGUGUUGCAGUAGAGCCUAAAAAUCCAGCUGACUUGCCAAAACUAGUAGAAGGUCUUAAACGUUUAGCUAAGUCCGAUCCUAUGGUACAGUGUAUUAUUGAAGAAUCUGGCGAACACAUCAUUGCUGGUGCCGGUGAAUUGCAUUUAGAAAUUUGCUUGAAAGAUUUAGAAGAAGAUCAUGCCUGUAUCCCACUUAAGAAAUCAGAUCCCGUUGUAUCAUAUCGUGAAACCGUUUUUGAAGAAUCCAACCAAAUGUGCUUAUCUAAAUCACCAAACAAACAUAACCGUUUGAUUAUGAAAGCUAUGCCUAUGCCCGAUGGUUUACCAGAAGAUAUUGAUAAUGGAGACGUUAGCUCAAAGGAUGAUUUCAAAGUGCGUGCUCGUUAUUUGGCUGAGAAAUACGAUUAUGAUGUAACUGAAGCUCGUAAGAUUUGGUGCUUUGGACCUGAUGGUACAGGCCCCAACUUUAUCUUGGAUUGUACUAAAUCUGUGCAAUAUCUAAAUGAAAUUAAAGAUUCAGUUGUUGCUGGUUUCCAAUGGGCAACAAAAGAAGGUAUCAUGGCUGAAGAAAAUAUGCGAGGUGUACGUUUCAACAUUUAUGAUGUGACAUUACACGCUGACGCUAUCCAUCGUGGUGGUGGCCAAAUCAUUCCAACAGCACGUCGUUGUUUAUAUGCUGCAGCUAUUACUGCAUCACCUCGCAUUAUGGAACCUGUGUACUUAUGUGAAAUUCAAUGUCCUGAAGUAGCUGUUGGUGGCAUCUACGGUGUACUUAAUAGGCGUCGUGGACAUGUAUUCGAAGAAUCACAAGUUGUAGGAACACCUAUGUUCGUUGUUAAAGCAUAUUUACCCGUAAACGAAUCCUUCGGAUUCACAGCUGAUUUACGUUCUAACACUGGCGGUCAAGCCUUCCCACAAUGUGUGUUUGAUCACUGGCAAGUACUUCCAGGCGAUCCAUCUGAACCAUCAAGCAAGCCUUAUACAAUCGUGCAGGAUACACGCAAACGCAAAGGUCUUAAGGAAGGUCUACCUGAUUUAACUCAAUACCUUGAUAAGUUGUAAUCAGGAUUAAAGGAAACAGUGUUUUAUAGCACAUCGCAAAAUUAUGAUAUACAAACAAACAAUUAAUACAUUUAAUUAACUGAGAUAAUUUAAUUAAAAACAAUAAAAUGUAAAUAUUUUUUACAUUUAAAGCAAUUAUAUCAUAAAUAUUUGUUUAAAUGGGGUCACAAGAAACAUAAUCGCAUACAUAUAUACUACUAAUUAAUGGCAUGUGCAUUUUUCGAACAAAAUAAUUAUUGAGGAACUUUUAGAUUUUCUAUUUUUUCUACUAUUAUUUUUGAAGUUAAGUUAUUUUGUAGCUACACUUUCUGUUAAAUUGUAAAAACACUUAAAAUCCAAUAUCAGUUGUUUUUUUAUACAUACAUAGAAAUAUUUG